AUGACUGCCAAGCCCUGCCCUUCUUAUGAAUCUUGGUGGUACUCAGACUCUGCCCGAUAUGAGUACCUCAAGAGCGACCUCUUCUGGACAUUGGCCAUCCUCAUCAUAGCCAAUUGCUGGUGGUCAGCCAAGCAGGUCGAUUCAUUCCCAAAUGAGGACGACAACGAAAACGACACUGCCGUCGCCAAAUCUAAUACUACAACCCAACAGCGGCGCCCCGGCUUCUGGCUCAAGGACCGCAUCACAUCACGCCUCCGCCAAUAUCUCGCCCUCUUGGUCUGCACUUCUGCAUUCCCUCUCCAGCUCCUCCACGGUUCCUGGGUUAUCAAGUCUAUGUGGAGAAUCUCUCUCGGGCUUUUUAAACGCACAUAUCCUGAUUCCCUCAAACCACGACUGCUGGGCAUCGUUCUCUACUCUCCCGUUGCUGCCAUCGUAUUGUUGGCCUGGGCUGCUGUCGUGGGUGCUGGCGUCUUCAUCGUUGCCACGCAGAUUCUGCUUUGGAUCAAGCUCUGGGAAAUGGAUCCUAGUGCGCAACCUAGUCUCCCUUCUCCCAAGGAUGUUAAGAAAAAGAUCGAUGGUGAUGGAGACUGGGAUGAGAUCAAGGAGGAUGAACAGGAAGGGCCUCUGCACGACAGCGAGCUGGACGUGCUGGACGAACCGAACGAAUGCUACCGCCUUUACACCAAGGAGUUCCACGACCAUGGAAUGAGUGCAAAUACGCCACCUGGUAUUCGCAUGAACGAGGUGUCGGGUGAAAUCCUUCGUCUCAAAUCACUGGGCUUCGAGGAUAUCCUUAAGGCCGAUGGGAUUGAUCCACCUCACCCCGAAGCAUAUUCCCGGGAUAUUGGCGAUCUCAGAGACGUGGGCUAUAUCGAUGAUUAUUGUCGUAUCAUUGCAGGCGGCGAAAAGGCGGUAACUCUUCCAGUUCACUGCAUAUGGUAUAAUUGCUUUCGCAAAGCACAUGACCUUGACUGUCUCGGUCAAUUGAUUACCAUCGCUGCCCUUAUGAGUAGUCAAGAUGACAUCUUGACCAGGCCUUACCAAUCUCUCAUCCUCAAGAAGAAUAUUGAGGGCGAUGGAAAUUGGAAUUGA
This is a messenger RNA of Fusarium redolens, 1092 nucleotides long. RefSeq lists its product as uncharacterized. The transcript has 4 exons. Gene Ontology annotation, molecular function: RNA binding. Bases 1 to 1092 code for a protein of 363 amino acids. Gene Ontology annotation, cellular component: intracellular anatomical structure. NCBI's taxonomy places the organism in Eukaryota, Fungi, Ascomycota, Sordariomycetes, Hypocreales, Nectriaceae. The record is from RefSeq and is a predicted model, not a curated record.